AUGGCAAAGAUGAAGAACAAGAAGCCGAGUCGCGCCGCAGAAGGGGACGAAGCUAUUGAGAAGGUUGCACCUACGGCCAAUCCUGAACCUUCGACAGCAGAACCAGAAGCUACAGCAAUUCCGAAGCCUCAAGCGGAACCGAAUCCUCUGUCUCCCUACGCCAGCAGUCCCGUCACGAUCAAUGUCGGCCCAGUGCCAGUUACCUACUACGUUCCGUGGCAUCUUCUCAAAUCCACAAAUUGGUCGACGAUUCCGCCUGGCGGAGAGAUCAGCUUGCCUACGAUAAGUGCGGAUACGGGACAUAUACUUGUUCAUUACCUUUACACAGGCGCUUAUCAGACGCUUAAGUCGAAGAUCGGUGAUAUCGCACAGCAACCGCAGCUCGCCUUAAAACAAGCGCUUUUGGUAUACAGGGUGUCGGUGACCCAUACGCUGGAUAGACUGGAGCAAUUGGCAAGGCAACAGAUCGAAGAGCAUAGUGCUUCCAUGGAUCUGAAGACAAUGCUCGAUAUCAUCAGGAGCGAAUUGCCGAAGAAGACCGAGCCCAGUGACUGGCUCCAAGCAUACCUGAAAGACAAGACCCAAAAGGCUUUCGAGAAGGACCACACCGUGUUUGCAGACGAUGCCUUCUGUGCAAGUCUGUGUAAGAAAAGUAAGCUGAAUGAUUAUGUUGUGCGCCACGUGGUUAAGCUCUUGAGCGAGAAGUUGACCCAAGCACUGGCGGGGAAGGGUAAUAUUGCCGACGAAGUGGAUGAGUCUCCACGUGCGCUGCUAGUCUCAGAGGAGAUUGUUGCCGGCACAGACCCGUUUGCUGGCUUAAGCAAGGGACAGAGGAAGAGGCUGGAAAAGAAAAUGAGGGAGGAGAAGGAGCAAGCACGACUUGUAGAGGAAGAAGUAGAGGCGGCUGCGCUUGCCCAGUAUGGCUAUGUCGACGAUGACCCGCCCCUGGCCCCUGAUGUCGGUGAGGAGCCAGAUCCUGUUGAAGAACUCGAGACUUGCUGGGAAGCUCUAGCCCCUGCCUCAGAGCGUGAUACAUAUUACGAAGUUUCCAUUCCUGCGCCAGAACCUGAGCCUGGCUAUGAGGACGCCAUGCCUGCACCAGAACCUGAGCCUUGCUAUGAGGACUGCAUUGAUGUCGUUGGUUCUGAGACGCUGGCACCGGAGCCUCCGAGGAGCGUCUGGGUUGAAUAUGUUCCUCCGCCGCGUCCGAAGAAGGAGACCGCCACAUCGAAGAAGAAAAGGCUGGCUAAAGAAAAAAAAGAUAAGGAGAAGUGGGAUAAGAAGCAGCAAGAGCGCAUCGACCGGGAAGAGAAAGAGGCUCCCUGUGAGGAACCGGUACCUACUUCCGAUGCCUAUUCGGGAGACUCAGCUCCUCACGCGCAGUCUGAUUCUUCUCGGGAGCACGCCGUACCCGUGCCCGUUGAUGAAGCUGAGCCUAUAUACGAUCACUCGAUCCCUGUUGAACCUGAGCCCCUUUACGAGGUUCCACCUCCAGAACUCAUAUCUGUAAGCGAUUAUCCCCGAGAACCUGUCCCCAUCUAA
Didymosphaeria variabile is the source of this 1542-nucleotide messenger RNA. RefSeq lists its product as uncharacterized. The record is from RefSeq and is a predicted model, not a curated record. The transcript has 3 exons. Lineage: Eukaryota; Fungi; Ascomycota; Dothideomycetes; Pleosporales; Didymosphaeriaceae. Bases 1 to 1542 code for a protein of 513 amino acids.